Molecule: messenger RNA, 2080 nt
Organism: Nymphaea colorata (pocket water lily)
Lineage: Eukaryota; Viridiplantae; Streptophyta; Magnoliopsida; Nymphaeales; Nymphaeaceae
Product: E3 ubiquitin-protein ligase APD2
Exons: 10
Coding region: 275-1681 (468 amino acids)
Source: RefSeq, a predicted model, not a curated record
GUAACCCCCACCCACGCUUGUUUUGUUUCGCUCGCCCAUCUUCCCAGCGAACGUUCUAAGAACCUACCAGUCUCAUGAGCUCUUCCCCUGGAUGCUUGGAGCCCGAUAGACUGCUUGGUGAGGGAGAUGAAGAGAAGGAGGGAGAAAGAAAAUGUGCUUCAUCUGCUUUUUCCGUCGACAACGGCGUUGCCAAAUCCUUCUGCGCGCGCCCAGCUGGUUCUCUCUCUCUCUCUCUAUCUAUCUCUCUCUCUCGCUGUGAUUCUGUCCAUACAGAAUGGAAGAAUCGAGUAACGGGAAUGGAGUUAGGGACAGAGAUCGGGAAGGGAACACCCGCCCAGCCGAUUCAGGUGAGCAGGUUGCUCCUUCCACUUCUUCCGGCGGCCUAUACCGCCAUCACCACCACCACCAUCAACAUCGUCACCAACACGAAUCCCCUCCCACUGUCUCUUAUCGUGUCAGCGUUUCAUUAUCAUCGGAAAGUGCGUUCAACUACUCCGAGCUGCGAGAGGAGGCCUGGUCCUGUGUCGUGGUUCUUCUAACUUUCUGGUUUUUCGCAGCUUCUAUGACGCUAAUUCUCGGCUUCUAUGGAUCACUGAACCUAAGCCUCGGACCCAACUCUUCUUGCCUUCUUCAGGCCAAUUCUUUUUUCGUCCAGGAGAUCAAGGUCAACGCGGAUGAUGAAACCGGGCCUGCGCUUUAUAGCUUCUCCAAACCUCCUCCCUUGAACGUGGAGACCUCCUGGUUUGAAGACUUUAAAGAAAAAAUGGCGCCCAAUACCCACAAGGAAUGGGUGUACCAGCUGAAUGUAGGUUCUGAAAUCAACAUCUCAUACAGCAUCACGGGUUCUUCACCGUUGACACUUGUAAUAGCAGAAGGCAUAGAAAACCUUGUGGAGUGGAUUGAUGACCCAUCAUAUCCUAAUACCACAUUGUCAUGGAAUAUUAUUCAAGGUAAUGGUUCUAUUCACCAGAAAAUUUUCAAGGAGUCUGAAUAUUAUGUUGCAGUUGGCAAUUUACUACCAGAUGAGCUGGAGGUGAAGCUGAAGUUUGGAAUCCAUUCUUUAUUGUAUAAUGUCACUGGUGCAUAUGACCAAUGCAAACUGGAGAAUGGUCUCUGCGUGUUGAAACUCUUGAUUUUUGGAGCAAAUGCUGCUGUUCUAACCACUCCCAGCAAAAAGAUGGGUGAGGAAGGUAACAACUGGUACGUUACAUUGUCAUAUGGGCCUCGUUGGGUCACAUAUUUUGUUGGUUCAGGUGCAUUGACAAUCAUCGUCUUGUUGGUCUUCAAAUUUAUAAGCAAAUUCAGAUCCACGAGUGGGGAUAGGAUUCAUCAUCAGUCUGAAACGUUAGCACCUGAGAGAACCCCUUUGAUCUCAGACCAAGAUGAUGACUUGAGUAGUUAUGGAUCAUCAUAUGAUUCUGCUUCUAAUGAUGAAGAAGGGCAAGAAGAUAAUGUCGGUGGCUUAGAUUCUGUUGAAGUGAAAACUCUAGAAGAAGGUGAUACCAACAAGCAACGGAGGCUGUGUGUUAUUUGUUUUGAUGCUCCAAGGGACAGUUUCUUCCUUCCGUGUGGUCACUGUGCAGCUUGUUUUCCAUGUGGCAUGAGGAUCUCAGAGGAACUAGGAAGUUGCCCCAUUUGUAAUAGGAAAUUGAAGAAAGUCAAAAAGAUAUUUACCGUAUAAAAGGAAAAUUUGUGGAUAUUAGUGAUGAUGCAGCCUCAGGUGUAGCUCCAUGCAUCCACUUGCGUUCAAGAUUGGUGAUGUUGAUUGAACUACGUGUUCCCAUCAACAUCAUCGGGUAGAGGCCACUGAACUUUUUCUGUUUCUUUAUAAUUCUUUUCCUAGCUUGGAUGGUGCUUUACUAACGUCGGUUGCGUGGUGGAGCGUGCCCCUUCUCACUUAUCGUACUACCAUUUCAAGGCUUGAAGAUUUUGACUGCAAAAUAUGCUAGUGGUUGAAGCUUCAUUUGCAAGAAGGAUGUUGUUUGAUACUGCAUAUGAUUCAGGAAAGUCUGUUUUCCUCCCUGCAUCGCUGAGUUUCCUGUAAUUUCCUGCAAUUGCUUAAUGAACUGUUAUACCUCAA